AUGGCCACCCCGUGUCACCCCUAUCAAGGCCUGCCCCAAACCCCCGCCCUAACCACCUCUCGAUCAAUCGCAACCCAGCAGGGGCCAGGCAGCCGCAGACCCAAACAAGGACCAUCUGGCAGCAGUGUUGGGCCAGGCGCAUGACAAAGCCAUGCAUGGUGUUUCAAAACACUUGAGGCCAGCAGUCUGUGUCCAGCUAGGUGAACUGUCUGCGCUGAUGGGAGGAGCAAAGAAGGCGACAAUGGCGGACUUGCUAUACUUCUACAUGAUGAACCCCGAUAAGGCGCACCAACGGCUAAUGCUUGCCGGCUAUAAAGCUGGUGUGAAUGGGGGUGAUGCUAGAGCUAAGGCGGAGCAGCACCUCGAGGCUUACGGAAAGCUGUUUGAUGCAAGGGCCAAGCAUGGAUUGGACUCAGCAUCCAAAAUCAUUGACCAAGAGGACCGCCAAUUGACAGGGCUCACCUACAACUUUCCCUCUUACGAAGAGGGCACGAAGGGGAAACUACGGCCCGUGCAGGGAUGUGGGUGGGGCGGGGCCCGGAGAGGGAAGAAGUAUGAGAGUCAGCGUGCAAGAGGCCACGGAGAGCAGAACGGGCCCCCACAAGCCGGGGAUGCUCCCAUCACUGGAGCACAGCCCCCACCGUCGAAGAAAGCCAGCCCGGCAAGCCAUGCAACCAGGACUUUUGAUGAUGCAACGCCACCGACCGAACUGUCGGGCUCAACCAAACGCGCAAAGCGAGCGCGGGCUGUGCCAGUUCCCAGGGGAUGGUCAGCAAGCCCCUCCCUUGACGAUGUCCCGGAAAACCGGGUAUGUCUAAUGAAGGCAAAACACGUGCUCACUGAGCUUGCCACCCUGCGAAUGUGUUGCCCGGAUAAGGCGUGCACGGGAACCAUGACUUUGAUCUCAUAGAAUGACGCAUGGGCAUGCAUCGGUUGGUACUGGCACUGCGAUAAGUGUACAAAAAGCAAGGAAAUGUGGUCCAGUCCAAAAAAGGAACACUUGUCCAGCUUGAGAAAGCCGGGACCACGAACAUCCUCGUUCAUGUACAAGUUUGUUGGGGCAUUUGCCCUUGCUGGACAAGGGUAUCAAGUCAUGUGGGAAGUCUGUCGAAACCUUGGGUUAUGCAACCCAGGGAAGAGUACCUUCUAUCGUCUAUUACGGGGGAAGGGGGGCUUAUGGAAUGCCAUCACCACAGCUGCUAGCAGGUCGAUGGCCAGCGUGCGUGAAAGCCUGUCGCAGCGCUUGGGCGGCGCGGGAUUUAUCAGUGUCGAUGGGAGAUGGUCCCAGGCACGGGAAGCGGAGUGGUGCACUGUGUCAUUUCUGCAUCCAGAGUGUCGGAAGAUUCUCCAUGUUGAAAACACUAAAAAGUGGGAGCACGACCCUUCCUCUCCCAAGUUGGAGGGUAUCGCCUUCAAUAACGGCAUGGACUUCCUAGCCAGGACCGGGUUUGAGAUGGAGGGUAUCGUGACUGAUGAGAGUGGGACUUUCCGAACCGCCGCAGCAGAGAGAGGGGUUCCGCACCAAGUCGAUUGGUGGCAUAAGCGGCGUUCGGUGUCGAGGUGUUUUGAGGUCGAAGUGCAGGACUUGCUCAGGCCAGUGAUUGCAAUCGCUAACUCCGCCCCGCUGUAUUUCCGAGGGGUGGGGAGAGGAGAGUGCUAUUUAUGCAAAGGGGUCAGCAGCACACAAGGCAGUGUCCGCGUGGUUCGAGAAGAGGCUAGGGCCAGCACAGGAGGCGCCUUUCAUCCGAGGAGCGAACAGCUCAAUCAAUGAAUCAUUUCAUUCAUUGGUGUGCAAGUAUGCUCCGAAACGGUUGCGGUUUCGUGGUAGUAUGGUGGCACGAGUUGCAUUAGCAGUUUUGCACUGGAACAGUUGUGUGGACCGCCUCGUGAAGGGGUAUCGCAUACGGGUGAGGCGGGCGACACGGGUUCAACGGGGCUCGGCGGUUCGUAUCUUGGGGCCCAUGGAUUGGUCUUGGGUAGAAGAGAUCAUGCAGCUGUGGUUGCGGGCGGGUGAGGAGGACCCAGAGGAGGACCCUGAGGAGGCUGACGACGGGGUGGAGGAGGGCGGAGAUGAGGCAGCCGGGGAUAACUGUCUCACCGAGAACAUCCGGGUGGUGCGCCCAUGCACCGUUGCUGGACCAGCCGCCUCCGGUGACUCGACGCCUAUGAGAGAUCUCAUGCUGCCUUUCAACCCCGGCUGCAUUGACUCCUUCGGAUGCAGCAGUGGUAUCACAGGGGUUGGCACCCCUACGCCCAUCCGAAGAGAUGCGCCAGCCCGACGACUCCUCAUUGGGAUUGCCGAAGUGCGCUGAAUGGUGCGAUGCCACCGGGUCACCGUUGCGCCACCAUGGCUGAUUCAACCCCUGCAGUGGUUGCCACCGGUUCCUUUCGGUGGCAGGUUGCGUCCCCAACUUGCGCGUGGUAACGGUUGGGCGUCUCAAGAUCCUAGGCGGAGGUGACACAGCUGGGGUCAUCGGUGGUUGGGGACGGUAUCCGCUUGCCAUAUGGGUCUUGAGUUGUUGAGUGUUACAAUAAACAUGGUUUUAGGAUGCUUGUUGGGUAAUCAAUCAGUAAACAUGGCCAUGAGGCCAUGCAACACGUGUGUCCAAUGGCCACUCUUGUGGCUGACGGUUUCAGCUAGCCCCCUUCUGCCUAGAGUAUUUAUGCAUAUGAGUCUUGU
Closterium sp. NIES-67 is the source of this 2680-nucleotide messenger RNA. NCBI's taxonomy places the organism in Eukaryota, Viridiplantae, Streptophyta, Zygnematophyceae, Desmidiales, Closteriaceae. The record is from the annotation of a GenBank genome assembly.